Peronospora farinosa is the source of this 681-nucleotide messenger RNA. Lineage: Eukaryota; Oomycota; Peronosporomycetes; Peronosporales; Peronosporaceae. The record is from the annotation of a GenBank genome assembly.
AUGGCUCGAAUGUUGACGUUCUUUUCCCAGUUUGACUUUGUCUUACAUCAUGUGAAAGGACAAUCAAAUGUCGUGGCCGACGCUUUAUCUCGUCCUCCUGUGACUGGCGAGCAUUCCAACGAGCCCACGGUGCCUACGUCCCAUGUUCCAGAUCUGUCGCACGUUGUACAUGAGUGUACAGAGGAGUGUAAUCUUCCCUUUACUCUUUUGGACAAGCACAUGGUGCACUCUGUCCUCCUUCAGUACAUUCCGCUGGAUGUAUCCCAACUCUUACUUGACGAUGUGGAGUUGAGGAAGGAGAGUCGUCCGAUAGGAGUCGCUCAGGAGCAAAUCCAUAACGCCGAGUUUCACGUUGUGCGCGCACAUAUCAGCAAAAAAGUGCGGAAAGCGAUUCAGCAAGGAUAUCGCAAGGACAACUUCUUCAAGAAUAUCUGGGAAACCGAGCAGCCAAAUGACAAGUUCAUAAUUGACAAAGGACUCUUAUGUCUAAAGCAAGAUGAUGCAAUGCAGCAAAUAUGCAUUCCAGACAUGCCGGAAUUAAAGAUGAAGAUUUUAUAUGAGUUUCACGACGCAGCCACCGCAGCACAUCCAGGAGUUCGCAGAACUUACCUGAAGUUGAAGCAAUGGUACUACUGGCCGCAUAUGCUUGAGACGUUCGACAUCAUGGACUGCCAAAGGUAA